Scleropages formosus (Asian bonytongue) is the source of this 5620-nucleotide messenger RNA. RefSeq names its product arf-GAP with GTPase, ANK repeat and PH domain-containing protein 1-like. Bases 193 to 3786 code for a protein of 1197 amino acids. Gene Ontology annotation, molecular function: protein binding; GTPase activator activity; GTP binding. The record is from RefSeq and is a predicted model, not a curated record. NCBI's taxonomy places the organism in Eukaryota, Metazoa, Chordata, Actinopteri, Osteoglossiformes, Osteoglossidae. The transcript has 19 exons. Gene Ontology annotation, cellular component: nucleus. Gene Ontology annotation, biological process: activation of GTPase activity; negative regulation of neuron apoptotic process.
UUUUAUUCUGCUUGUCCAAACAUUUCAGAGAUAUUUUGAACCAACUCCAAACUAUCCUGUGCUAUUAAUCCUCUAAAAUUAUACAUUAGGGUGAUUGACAGUUGCCAGUUAUCGUGUUGCCACGACUGCCGUGCUGCUACAAAACUUUUGCAUUCCUCUUGAGCUGACCACGCUGUCGGGCUGUAAUCGUCUAUGGUCUGUCCACUGCAACCGGACCACAUGAGCCAAUCCGGCACGCUGCAGCGACGCACCACCUACCUCAUCUCCCUAACUCUGGUUAAGGUUGAGUCUGUGGGAGAAGAUGGGGUGCAGCAGGCGAAGGCUUCCAGCCUGGGAGCAGCGGCGGGAGGCCGGGAAUACGAACGAGGUGCCUUGGCUACCGAGGAGCUGCUGCUUCGCGGCGAACGGGACGAGGAAGAGGACACAGAACUGGAAGAUGACGAUGUUUCGAGUGGGCCAGGGAGGGAGGGGGUCAUACCCCGAAGAGGAGAUACGCAGCACCUUGGCGCCCCCGAAGGCAUGCCGUCCGUCGUGGAUGAUGGCCGCCCCAGAGCCAGAGAGAGGGUGGUGGUGAGGCCCAAAGUGCUUCCCUCCACUCCUGUGAAGGACAGCGAGGAGGUAGGAGCCGAGCGGGCAGCAGUGGAGGGAGAGGUGGACAGAGAGGAGCCUUCAGACAGCAAGACAAGCAGAGGAGCACCACAGUCCAGGAAGGCUUUGGACACGGCCCCUCCCAAACACUCCCCCAAGAGCAACGUCCCCAUGCGCACCGGUCCACGGACAGGGGCCUUGCAGAAGGCACACAGCACAGCAGUGAGCCAGCGGGAGCUCAGGGAGGCAAAGGAAGGUACGUCCAAGUCCGCAAAGAGCCUUGACCGCAAGGACAACAAAGCUGAGGCGAUUUCUCCCCUGAGUCCUGUGCUGGUGCCCUGCCGGGGGUCCUGGACAGGUGAUGAGGGGAAGCCCAGACCUCAGCCCAGGAAAGCUAUGGUGGCUAUCGAAGGCGAAGCAGUGGCCACAAGGGCCAGUCCGAGGGCCGAGAGGCUCAAGACCGGAUCUGCCUCCCUCCCCGCUCCCGUUACCCCGAUUCCUAAACCUCCACGCAAGGGCAAGAGCCGCACCCUGGACAACAGUGACCUGCGGGUGUUGUCUGAAGACCUUCGACGGGGUAAGGAGACCCAGGCACCCUCAGGCAUGGGCCCCACCCCCAUCCCUCUACAAGGGCAGUCCCAGCGUGCCUCAGCUCGUGACCGCAAAAUGCUGAAGUUCAUCAGUGGGAUUUUCACCAAGAGCACCCCUGCGACGGCUAGUGCAGCCACCGCACCUCCCCUCUAUGGUUCUGUGCAGAGGGAGUCCAGUGAAGAGGAAGCGGCGUGUGCCAACAGUCAGGAAUGGACCCUCAGCCGAUCUGUCCCGGAGCUUCGUCUGGGGGUUUUAGGCAGUCUGCGUAGCGGCCAGGCAGCUCUGGUGAACAGAUACAUUACUGGGAGCUACCUUCCUCUCGAGUCUCCUGAAGGAGGGAGGUAUAAGAAAGAGGUUCAGAUUGACGGACAGAGUUACCUGAUGUUAAUCAGGGAAGAGUGCGGACCUCCAGCUGCACAAUUUAGCAACUGGGUGGACGCUGUCAUUCUGGUGUUCAGUCUAGAGAAUGAGAACAGCUUCCAGGAGGUGUAUAACAACUACAGCCAGCUGAGUGCGCAUCGCGAUACUUCUGAGAUUCCAUUCAUCGUGGUGGGGACGCAAGACAAGAUCAGCAGCACCAACCCGCGGACGAUCGAGGACGAGCGAGCGCGGAGGCUGUGUGCGGAUGUGCGGCGUUGCGCUUACUACGAGACCUGCGCCACCUACGGUUUCAACGUGGAUCGUGUCUUCAAAGAGGCUGCCCAGAAGAUUGUUGCCUACAAAAAGCAGACAUCCCAGCUGGCCUGCAAGUCUCUGCCUAACUCACCCAACCACUCAGGAGGCUCAACACCUGUGUCAGGGGCCUUUCCUGGCCAGGCGAGUAAUGGAGGCCAGAGCAGUGACUACUCGUCCUCCCUGCCUUCCACCCCUGUGGUCAGCCACAAGGAGAUUCGGGGAGGUGUAGGGGGAGAUGGAGCAGGCAGCGCCACCCCGGGUCCCCUGCGCAAUGCCCCUCGUCGGCGAACAUCCCUCUUCACGAACCGACGUGGCAGUGACACUGAGAAGAGGAGCAUAGACAGCAAGGGGGAUGUGGGUAGCGGGAGACCAACCUCCAUUAAACAGAGCAUCCUGUGGAAGCGCAGUGGAAGCUCGCUGAACAAGGAGUGGAAGAAGAAGUUUGUCACUCUCUCCAGCAAUGGCAUGCUGUCCUACCACUCCAGUUUCAACGACUACCUGCAGAACGCCCAUGGGAAAGAGAUGGACUUGUUGCGAGUGACAGUGAAGGUCCCGGGCAAACGGCCACCUGCUGCUGUCAUUUCUUGUGUCCCUCCUCCUGGUCUCAAUGGAAUGGUCAAGGACGUAGGAGCCCCGGAGGGGGGCGGUGCUGAAGGUCCAUCCUACCCUGCCAGUCUCUUGCCAGUAGAUGAGGCAGGUGGACGGGGCGUCUCACCCCGGGGGGACAAAGGGGUGCAGCGCUGUCCAUCUACAGUGUCCAGUAAGGCGCAAAGUGUGGAUUCUUCUGCUGAAGGUGUAAGUAGCCCCCCUACUCCGAAAGACCACGCACCACCGUCUCCGAUGACUGACAGAAAGAAGCACCGGAGAAAGAAGAGUAUGAGCCAGAAAGGCGAUGCGGCGCUUGGUCAGGCUGAUGCCAAGCGCAAAAUGUGGAAAUUAAAAAGCUUUGGUAGCUUGAGAAACAUUUACAAGACAGAAGAGGAGAACGCCGACUUCAUGAUCGUCUCCAGCUCAGGCCAGAUCUGGCACUUUGAAGCACCGACUCUGGAGGAGCGGGAUGCCUGGGUGCAGGCCAUCGAGAGCCAGAUUCUGGCCAGCCUGCAGUCCUGCGAGAGCAGUAAGAACAAGGCCCGGAGGAGCAGCCAGAGCGAGGCAGUGGCUCUUCAAGCUAUCAGGAACGCCAAGGGCAAUGGCUUUUGUGUGGAUUGCGGUGCUCAGAACCCAACAUGGGCCAGCCUAAACCUGGGGGCGCUGAUCUGCAUCGAAUGUUCGGGCAUCCAUCGCAACCUGGGCACCCACUUGUCGCGUGUCCGCUCUCUGGACCUGGACGACUGGCCACGGGAGCUGACGCAGGUCCUCAUGGCCAUUGGCAACCAUAUGGCUAACAGCAUCUGGGAGAGCCGCACUCUGGGGCGCAAAAAACCAACACCCAAUGCUACGCGCGAGGAACGGGAGUCGUGGAUCCGUGCCAAGUAUGAACAGCGGCUCUUUGUGGCGCCCCUGCCUGACCCGAGUCCAGGCAUGCCAACGGCUAUGUCUGCCCGACUGCUAUCUGCCGUGACCGAGAGGGAUCUCCCGGGUUUGCUGUUACUCCUUGCCCACAGCACCAAGGAGGAGAUCAACGCCCCUCCAGCCGGCACACCCACUGAGGGCCUGACACACCGCUUGGCCCUACAUGCUGCUUGUCAGCUGGCUGAUGUUGUUAUGACACAGCUGCUGGUCUGGUACGGCAGUGAUGUAAAAGCCAGGGAUUCCCAAGGACAGACCGCCCUGACGAUGGCGCGUCGCGCAGGGAGCCAGGAGUGCGCCGACAUCCUGCUGCAGCACGGCUGCCCUAAUGAGGUUCCCCCCGCAGCUCCUACGCCUGGCCUCUCCCGCAAAAGCAGCACCACCAGCCUGGGCCGGGCCAACUCCAGGAGAGGAAUUUCCUAACCAGAUCCCCUAAGGGGUUUCAUGAAAUACGUUUGAACACCCACAGAGAAGCAGGCUAGUCCCUCCAGAGGGGUCUUCGGUUCUUUUACUGGAAUCAGCAGUGAUGCUACACUGACAUUCGCGAUGGUUUGUUUCUCUGUCUGCAUUUGUAGGUGAAUUUCCUCCUCUCAACACUGACUGUGCGUGUGUGUGUGUGUGUGUGUGUGUGUGUGUGUGUGUGUGUGUGUGUGUGUGUGUGUGUAACAACAGUAGAACUAAGUUAAGAGUGGAAGAUGAUGACACAGAAUCGAUAACAGCAAAAAAAAAAAAAAAAAAUCAAAAAAAAACUUGCAACACCGAAAAAGGUUGUGUAGAUCAUUCCACCAAAUUUCCUUCGCCCAUGAGAAUUGAUUCCUCGGUGACCGAUGUCAGCCCACGUACCUCGAUCGUCUCCGUGCCGCUGAUUAUGUCUAAGCAAGACUGGCGGUAAGCGGUACGGACCAAUGUUCGGGUAAGAGGUGCUGUGUCUUUUUCGAAGAGAUGCCCCCACUCAAGCAGCAUAAGUCCUCUUUCGAGUGUUGUGUUGUGCAGUGACUCCAUUUUCAGUCUCUGCACGUAGGAGGAGAGAGUCCGAGAACGCGCUGGAGGAUCCAAGCCUCCCAAUGACUGAGUGCUCCUGCCCACCAAGACCUCCACUCUUACUGAACAAGGGUGCGUUUUACCUGUAAGACGUCCACAUGUCCUAAAGCCCUGUGUGUGAGAGCACAAAACUUAAUCCAAGCAUUUAAAAUGUUCCUCACUGAUGCUCGAGGGACGUGCAUUCACUGAAGGGAGAGCAGAACAUCCUCAAGUGAAAUGCUGCAGUAUGUGGGUUACAGGAUUGGUUCUUGAGAACAGCAGGCAGCAGCUCACACUAAAACAGCUGGCACGUGUCACUGGCCGUGUGGUAAGCAACGUGGUACAGGCAAUGUAGUUUACCGUCCACACAUGUGGAUACGGAACGAACCGAUGGCUCUGUUGAAGCUCUUUCUGUCCGUCAAAGUAAAGCGGUAAUGCUUGGAGCGGACGACCUUUGCUGGAGCAGCAGAGCAAGGAGUUGCUGCAUAACACAUUCACAGCACUUUCGGACAUGUGUCAUUACCCCCACGCGUGGGACGGGUGGGAGAACGCAGCGUGUGGAAUCAAUGAAUCCAAAACACCAAGAAUCCAUUGUUCCCAUUUAGUCGGUAUCCAUGUGCUGCUGUAGCCAUUGAGACAAAGCCACGGAGCCACGGACCGGCAAAGUCCGUCUUAGCGUGUAGUUCUUGACGACCUGGAUCAGCCACUUUCCUCCACUGGAACAGAGGACCGGAGGAAAAACACGUCCCUGCUUGAUGUUCUUACACAAUUUGGAUGUGAAAAUACGUGCAAUAGCCCAACUAUACUGUACGAUUUGUAUGACGUGACAAAACGAUGUUUUUCCGAACAUGCCUGGGACGCCUCUGAAAACGGCAGACCAAGGAGUGGGGAAAUUGACGAAGGUUAUUGUAAAAAUAGCCUCUCUGCAAAGGUAAAAUGUUACGAUGCUGGGUAAUUUUUUGAACGAAAAGGUGUCUUUUAAUUAGAUUUUAUCACAGCCCCUCUGAUUUUUAGGAGUCAUGCAAAGUAAAAUGGACUGAGGGACUAUGUUUGCUUAGUGGCAGAAUCACUUUGGCGUUGUUGUGUUUCUAUGAAGUUUCCUAAUUUACCUGCAUUUGUCAACAUGCAGGGAGAUUGUAGCCCUGUGAUGUUUGUCCAUUGUUAUAAAGCAAAAGAGGGGGUGCGGUGGCGCAGUGGGUUGGGCCACAGUCCUGCUCUCCGGUGGGUCUGGGGUUUG